Pediculus humanus corporis (human body louse) is the source of this 1257-nucleotide messenger RNA. Its product is annotated as cytochrome P-450, putative. Lineage: Eukaryota; Metazoa; Arthropoda; Insecta; Psocodea; Pediculidae. The coding region runs from base 1 to 1257 and encodes 418 amino acids. Gene Ontology annotation, molecular function: monooxygenase activity; heme binding; oxidoreductase activity, acting on paired donors, with incorporation or reduction of molecular oxygen. The record is from RefSeq and is a predicted model, not a curated record. The transcript has 7 exons.
AUGAUUUCGGAUGUUGAUGACGUAAAGAUGAUUUUAUGUAAUGAAAACGAUCAGAAAAAAGGGAUUUUAUACGAUAAUUUAAAACCCUGGCUCGGCACGGGAUUAUUAACAAGUUCUGGAAAAAAAUGGAAAAUUAUGAGAAAAAUAAUAACUUCCGCUUUUCAUUUUUCAAUAUUACGACAAUAUUUGGAAAUUUUUUCUAAAAAUUCAACGGUUAUGAUGUAUAAUUUAUCGCGAUGUGAUAUUAAAAAAUUUUUCCACCUUAAUAAUUUUAUAACUUAUUGCGCUUUGGAUAGCAUUUACGAAACUUCAAUGGGAACCUGUAUUAAUUCUCAAAUAAAUAAAACGGAAAGUGAUUAUGUGAAAGCGAUAUUUAGAAUCGGACAAAUAAUUGUCAAAAGAAUAUUUUCUCCCCACCUUUACGCGGAUUAUUUAUUUAAUUUAAGUUCUUUGGGAAGAGAAAAUUCUAAAUUACUUAAAAUUCUUCACGAAACUACGACAAAUAUAAUACAAGAAAGGAAAAAGAAAAUGGCGUUGGAAAAUCAACGAGAAUCAUUCGAAAUAAAUGGCGGUGGCGAAAGAAAAAUGAAUUUUUUAAAUUUACUAUUAGAAAAGCAAAAAAUUUAUAAAUUUUCCGAUGUCGAUAUACGAUACGAAGUCGAUACUAUAUUAAUGGCUGGUCACGACACAACGUCUACUGCUUUAAAUUGGUGUUUUUUCGAAUUGGGAUUAAAUAAAAAAAUUCAAAAUAAAGUUCAUGAAGAAUUGAAAAAUAUUUUCGGGGAUUCGAAUCGGGAACCGACGUAUGAGGAUAUAAUAAAAAUGGAGUAUUUAAAAAGAGUAAUUUUAGAAACUUUAAGAUUAUAUCCAAGCGUACCUGUAAUAUCUAGAAAAUUCGAUGUCGACAUACGUUUAAAGAAUUACACGAUUCCAGCGAAUACGGAAAUUGUUUUGAUGAUAUUUAUAAUUCAUCGUAAUUCAAAUAUAUUUCCAAAACCUGAUAAAUUCGAUCCGGAUAGAUUUAAAUUAGAUGUUUUAAAAAAAAGAAAUCCAUUUGCAUUCAUACCGUUCAGUGCCGGGUCAAGGAAUUGUUUAGGUCAAAAAUAUGCCAUGCUUCAAAUGCUCGUAUUAUCUUCAUAUAUUUUAAGAAAAUAUAAAAUAAAAACUAUCAAUUCGAGAAAAACUGUUAAACCUGUACCUGAUGUUAUUCUACGUCCAAACGUUGAACUUAAAUGGAAAUUAAUUCCUAAAACUUGA